CUCGGUUUUUCGACGUGAAAUUCGUGCCUUGGUGUUGGAGGAGUAUUAUUUUCACUUUGGAAUAUCAGUCGACCGCAGUGCCAUUAAUUUGUCCUCAUCAAAAUUAAAAAAUGUGGAGAGGCUGGCAAGUUUUUGUCCUCAGUGGUCAUCAGAACCUCUGAAGGUUCUCAUCGUUGCUUAGGUUUCAUCUAAAUCUCACUAGCUGGAUAUUGCCCUCCAUUGAAAAUGACCAACAUUUCAAAGCUAGUGGCUGGCUGCCUAAAUGCAGCUGUGAUUUUCCUGAUGUUGGCUCAGCAAGUUGGCACAGCUUCGUUAAGCGUUCGGUUUCCCGAUGAAGCUGCAUCUUUGGCUCUCGUCCCUCCAGGCACAGGCCAUUACCGUUUGGAUUUUUGGCCGGCCCAGGGAGUGCCACCUCCAAACAACACACUCCUACCUACAGAACUUCUACAGCCCAUUGAAUUGCGUGGCGUACAGCCUGGCACAAAUUAUCACUUCAAAUUGCUUUUCUGGAACGCUACGCUCAACGCCUGGCCGGCUUGGACUCUCACAUUACCCACAGCUCCCGAGCCUCCGUCGAACCUGGCCAUCCGCGUCCGAAAAGCGGUACAAGUCACAUGGGACCCUCCUUCCGUGGGUGGAGUAACUGGAUAUAAAAUCAAGCUUCACGCUCUCUCGGAACCGUUGACUGGUAUCCGCACCUUCGUCCUGUCGGCGGAUGCCUCGCCUUUCCCUCUCCGGGAAUUGACUCCAGGCGCCAGUUAUCGGCUUGAAUUGCACUCCAUGUUUGAAAACCGAGACAGUGAAGUGGCAGUCGUCCAAAAUUUUACCACUCGUCCAAAUACUCCCGGACGGUUCAUCGUGUGGUUUAGAAAUGAAACCACUCUAUUGGUUUUGUGGCAACCUCCGUAUCCAGCUGGAAUCUAUUCAAAUUACAAGGUGUCGAUUGAUCCACCAGAUGCGGUGGAAAGCACGUUGGAGGUAGAAAAAGUUGGGGAGCCACCCGGCCCAGCUCAAGCUCCAUUUUAUGGCCUGCUUCCAGGAAGGAAUUACAACAUUUCGGUUCAGACAGUCAGCAAUGGAGAAAUAUCAUUACCAACAACGGCACAGUAUCGGACGGUGCCGUUAAGACCGCGAAAUGUUACUUUUGAGCGACGUCUGGUCACCUCAGAUUCCUUCCAGAUCCGAUGGGAAGAGCCGAAAGGCAUGAGCGAAUUUGACCGAUACCACGUAUCCGUGGGGACAGGACGACCACCUAUUAUUGUUCGACGUGACGAAUCUCGUAUGGCCUUAUUUAACGAAGGUUUAGAACCUGGAAGAACGUAUCCGGUUUUGGUCAAAACUCUGUCGGGUAACGUGGCAUCGUGGCCAGCAACAGCAAAUGUCACCACUCGUCCUCUCACUGUUCAGAACCUGACAGCCUCACUUCCAUCUCCUGGAACCGAGGGCGUAACAUCUGUAUCGGAUUUAGUUCUCGCUUGGUCGCCUGAUGUUCGCUCUCAGCAAGAUGCCUACCGGGUCGCAUAUCAAGAGGUUGUUGAGGUCGAUAGUAACCCUCCCUCCGCUGGUGACGUGACAGCUCUGAACGCAGCCGAUACAAGCGGCGUUCUAGUGACUUCUGCUAAUCAACUGGUCAUGACUUCUCUUUUACCUGGUCGAAAUUAUUCUCUAUCCGUCAUUGCCUUAAUGGCUGGAAUGGAAAGUGACUCUGUUGCCGUUUAUCAAGCCACAAGACCUUCGUCUCCAAUCAUUGAGGAAUUAACUCCAAUACCAAACGGUCUGAAUGUCUCUUGGAAGUCUGACGUCACUUCCAAACAAGAUAAUUAUACAGUGAUUUACAUCCGGAAUGACACUGGUGAUCCUAAGACCCGUGAAGUAACGGAGCCGCGAAUCUUGCUAGAAAACCUUUACCCUGGCGCCAGUUAUCAAAUCAGGGUUUUUGCUGUUAGUCACGGUCUGUUGAGUGAGCCAAACACCCACUUCCAAGCCGUCUAUCCUCGUUCACCUCGUAAUUUCAGCGUGGCAGCUACCAGUUCAUCUUCUUUGCGACUAACCUGGUCCGCCCCAGUAGACUCUAUUUACACCAACUACGUCAUUCGCUAUCGUACGGCGGAUAAUGUCAGUUGGAGUGAAUUGAGUUCAGUCGUCAGUACGGAUACAGAAUUGAAACAACUUACUGCCGGCGAACGUUACGUCCUUUUAAUUAAUUCUGCCAGUCACAGAGUCGAAAGUGCUGCUCCUAUAGAGCUGCAACAUACUCUCUAUCCAAAUCCUGUGGCUAGAUUGACACCUUUAGUUGAUGCUACAAAUGUGACACUAAGUUGGGAAAGACCCCCUGGUAGAGUUGAUAUGUACCGACUUGUAUGGUACCAAGCAGAAUCGGACCCCGUUUCGCCUUCUGUAAACUCACAAGAUGAUCGCAGGAAGAGACAAACAGAUCAACCACAAAGACGCUCGGUUGUGGUCAAUGGUGACUCAAACCAAUCGUACAUCGACACACUAUUUCCAGGCACCCUUUACAUCAUCGAAAUGACAUCCAUCUCUUACGGCGUGGAGAGCAACAAGACCUUACUCACUUUACGAACUCUGCCACUUAUUACAUCGGAUAUCGUGAUCGUCAAGCGCCAUGAAACGAAUUCCUUGACACUCAGCUAUACACCAACACCAUCUUCCAUCUCUCGUUUUAAUUCAUAUCGAUUUUCGCUGACUGAUAGUACCAAGAAAACCAACGUCAAGGAAAAGACUGUUGACGAUCCCGAUCGCAAGGUCAUAUUUGAUGAUCUUGUACCUGGCAGACUAUACGAAAUCUCUGCAUGGACUGUAUCGGGAGGUGUUACCUCUCAUCCUGUUCUACGUCAAGUUCGACUUUAUCCGGAACCAGCGUCUGCCAUAAGUGCACGAGACAUUAGUGACACUGAAUUAACUUUGUCCUGGAAAGCCCCGCAAGGAGACUGGAAUUUUUUUGAGUUGAAAUACCUGGACUAUAACAAUAUGUUGGUGGAAGAAUCCACCAAACAGACUUUUAUCACAGUCACUAACCUAAGGCCGCAUCGGAAUUAUACCUUUACUGUUUACACAAAAUCGGGUGACAACGGAUCAUCUUGGAACAGUAUCUCCUUACCAAUGAGUGCUUCUUUCAGUACUAGAGAAUCAGUCCCCGAAAAGGUUCCCACAUUUAGACCUGUUGAAAUCCAGCCAAGUCAAAUUAGAUUUGAAUGGACGCUACCUAGCCAUGACCAGAACGGCGUGCUUAUUGGAUUUACUGUUUCAUACGGUAUACUGGGUUCGACAUCCACCAUAACUCGGGAGUUUCCACCUGGUAGCUCUUCGGGCACAAUCAGUGGUCUUUUUCCUGGUAAAACUUACUUGUUCCGCAUCCAAGCCAAAACGAAAAUCGGCUCGGGCAAUUCAACCAAGUGGGAACAAGUCAUGCCUAUCUGGGCUCCGCCCAAACCCGGUAAAAAAGAAGUACCAGAGGUUCUAGCCAAAACGACUACGUCUGUCAAACUUCAGUUCAAAAAGGGCCUUUUUUCAGAUGAGAACGGACAGGUGAUUGGCUAUACCUUAAUUGCCAGUGAAGACGAUAACAAAGAUCUAUCAACUUUGGAAACCCCAUUACUUUUGCGGUGGAAGGACGUUCAAAGCUACAACGUUUGGCCACCUUAUCAGGUGGUUGAGCAAUACAAUCCAUUUACAAAUUCGACCACAGAGGUAUUUACUGUUGGUAGUGAAACUUGUGAAUCUAGAAUCCAGUUGACGGGUUAUUGUAACGGACCUCUCAAACCGGGAACCGCCUACAAAUUCAAAAUACGUGCCUUUACCGCCAAGGAUAAAUACAACGAUACUUUAUAUAGUGCCCCAGUAAUCACUGACCCUGACAAUUCGACCGUAAUCGCUGGCGUUACCAUCCCGGUCAUCCUGCUUCUUUGCGGUGCUGCAACUGUUAUCGUGAUGAGAAGAAAAGGACGACGCAACGGAAGUGCUGCUUCCGGAUGUUUGGGCAAAGCCCAACAUGGAAAUCAUCGUGGUCCGGAUGGCCUUUCACUGUCAGACGGUUUGGAAACAACGAGACCAGUUAAGCUCAAGGAUUUCGCCGAUCAUUACCGUCGCAUGGCAGCUGAUUCAGAUUUCCGUUUUUCGGAAGAGUUUGAUUGCUUGAAACAUGUUGGAAGAGACCAACCGUGCGUUGCAGCUGAUUUGCCUGUGAACCGACCUAAAAAUCGUUUCACCAAUAUUUUGCCUUACGAUCACUCGCGUUUCAAAUUGCUUCCAACUGAUGACGAAGAAGGCUCGGAUUACAUAAAUGCCAACUAUGUUCCGGGCUUCAAUUCACCACGUGAGUUUAUUGUGACUCAAGGACCCUUGCAUUCGACACGUGAUGAUUUCUGGCGUAUGACAUGGGAGUCGGGUUCUCGUGCCAUUAUUAUGCUCACUCGCUGUGUGGAAAAGGGUCGCGAAAAAUGUGAUCGAUACUGGCCGUUUGACACUCAACCCGUUUAUUAUGGAGACAUCCAAGUAACGAUCCUUAAUGAGAGCCACUACGCGGAUUGGUCUAUUUCUGAAUUCCGCGUGUGUAGGGGUGAAUCAAGCCGAAUUAUUCGUCAUUUCCAUUUCAAUACUUGGCCGGAUUUCGGAGUUCCUGAUCCACCAACAACGUUGAUCCGAUUCGUCCGAUCCUUCCGCGAUCGUGUGUCUACCGAUGCUCACAAGCCUAUUGUCGUUCAUUGCAGCGCCGGUGUUGGUCGGUCUGGAACAUUUAUAGCCCUUGAUCGUUUAAUUCAACAGAUGCAGUGCCAAGAUCAUCUUGAUGUUUUUGGAGUGGUACAAGAAAUGCGCCGUGAGCGUGUCUGGAUGGUUCAGACGGAACAACAAUAUAUAUGUAUCCAUCAAUGUAUUUUAGCUGUACUUCAGGGAUUUGAAUAUGUUGACACAAAUGGCGUCAGCGGAACAAUUGGCUCAAAUGGUGCUGCCGCUGUUGGACAUCCAUCUAUGGGCAUGGUUGGUGGUAUUUUAACAAGAGAAAUGCACGAUAAUCAAGGAUUUGAAGAUGAGGGAAUCGCCGAAUCAGGAAUGUGAUGAAGAGAUAUUGGCAACUAAUGGCAGCUGUACGCCUGCUAUGUACGACACAUAUAGAUUGAACGCGAGCCUUGUAUAUUUUUAUGCCAUCAUAUUUAAAUAUUUUUUUAUAAGCCUUAUCCUUUUUUUUUUUUGAUUAUUUUUACAUUUAAAGAAAAUAUGUGUGACCUCAACUCUUGAAUUGUAUUCCGUCCACAAAAGUUGCUUGUAUUUGUCUCUAGCCUCACUGGAACUGCCUUGAGGAAUCUUUAUAGUUAUGCAAUCCAUGUUUUUGUUUCUUUUUCUCUGACACUUGUUCACGUCCCCUUUUUUAUUAAACUUUUAAGGAUCUGUCUGGGUUGUAAAAAUCGCCCGAAUUUCAAGUAUUUCUGAAUGCAGUAGAAGCAUUCUACCAUUCCCUUGUUUUCAUCACAAUGAUUUUGACCGUAUUCAGGUCAAAUGAACAAUCAUCUCGCCUUAUACUUUGCACCUUUUUACAAGUGACUUAAAAUAAAACUUACCGUAACGAAUCUUACGUACAGUAUCCUUCAACUGGUGUUGCUAAACAUUUUACGUAUAUACAUUGUAAUUGCGACAACGUAAAUAAGGAAACGAAUAAAUAUUAACAUUUUGGACCGAAA
This is a messenger RNA of Daphnia pulicaria, 5693 nucleotides long. It is a transcript of the gene Ptp10D, whose product is annotated as tyrosine-protein phosphatase 10D-like. Gene Ontology annotation, molecular function: protein tyrosine phosphatase activity; protein binding. Gene Ontology annotation, biological process: protein dephosphorylation. NCBI's taxonomy places the organism in Eukaryota, Metazoa, Arthropoda, Branchiopoda, Diplostraca, Daphniidae. The record is from RefSeq and is a predicted model, not a curated record. The transcript is spliced from 32 exons. Bases 226 to 5073 code for a protein of 1615 amino acids.